Salvia miltiorrhiza (redroot sage) is the source of this 2397-nucleotide messenger RNA. Its product is annotated as putative disease resistance protein At1g50180. Gene Ontology annotation, molecular function: ADP binding. The transcript has 3 exons. Gene Ontology annotation, biological process: defense response to other organism. Bases 1 to 2397 code for a protein of 798 amino acids. The record is from RefSeq and is a predicted model, not a curated record. Lineage: Eukaryota; Viridiplantae; Streptophyta; Magnoliopsida; Lamiales; Lamiaceae.
AUGGCAGAAGCAGUAUUGUCGAUUGCUCUAGAAACCGUGCGUGAUUUGUUGUUGGAAGAGGCAAAGUUUUUAUACGGCGUGGGCGAUGAAGUGAAGGAGCUCGAGUGGCAGCUGAAAGAGAUGAAGUGUCUCAUCAAAGAUGCCGAUAGAAGACGGCAUGAAAGCGAAACCAUUUUGAAUUGGAUCUCAGAUAUCAAAGAUCUUGUGCACAGAGCCGAAGCUGCCAUUGAAAGACAUGCAGCUUAUCAAGUGUGUUCAAGGAGAAGACGAGGCCGAGGCCUCACACAGCUCAUCCGCAGAUAUUCUUGUAUUUUGGAAGAUUGCUACUCGCUCCACCAACUAGGCUCGGAGAUUUCACCGAUCAAAUCCCGUCUUGAAAGGAUAAACAAGGAAAUGUUAAAAAGUGGGAUAAAGAAGAGCAUCAUCAACAAUACAGAUGAAGGGGAGAGCUCGUCCGCCAACAACAGAGCAAGGAAGAGUUUCCCUGAAUUCGAGAUCGGAGACUGUUUCGUGGGGAUGAAGGAUGAGCUGAAGCAGCUUGGUAAUCUCCUAAGGCAAGACAACGAGGAUAGAGUUAUAUCAGUGUGGGGAAUGGGGGGAUCAGGCAAGACCACCAUUGCUAAAAAGCUCUACAACGAGACCAAGACCAGCUUUGAUCUUUGCGCAUGGGUUUGCAUUAGUCAGCAAUGUCAGAGUUUUCGAUCAGUUUGGGAGGAUGUUCUGAAGCAGCUAGACCCACAAAUAAGGGAGGACCUGAACGAGUCUCAGUUGAAUGAGCGACUGCGCAAGAUACAAACAGAGAAGCGGUGCCUCAUUGUUGUCGAUGAUCUUUGGGAAACUUCUCAUUGGAAUGGGUUGAAGCAUCCCUUCCUUGUUCAUGAUUUGCAAAGCAAAAUCUUGAUCACCACGCGCGAACAGGAAGUUGCAGAGAUUGGAUGCCCAGUAAAACUUGGGCUUCUAAAAGAGGAAGAUGCUUUGGAACUACUCAAGAUGAAAACCUUUCCACAUGCCAACAUUCCUGCAGAGUUUGCAUUGGAAUUUCUUUUUGAGAAAAUUGGGAAAGAAAUGGUGCAGAAAUGUGGGUAUUUGCCGUUGGCAAUUUCUUUGCUCGGUGGAGUCUUGAGAAUGAAAAAUUCGAUGAAGGAUUGGGAGUUAGUAAAUGAGGAUAUCAAAGAAGCCAUAUAUCGAGAUGAAAGUGAGAUUGAUGGAGUGCUAAAUUUAAGCUAUGAAAGUCUACCCUAUUAUUUGAAGCCUUGCUUUCUCUAUAUGGGUAUAUUUGAAGAGGACAAAGAAAUAAAUGUUGAGAAUCUAUACAGGAUGUGGAUAGCACAAGACACGAUUUCAUAUGAGAAAAUUCGAGGCAAGGACAAAACUUUGAGGGAAAUAGCGGAGCUCUACUUGGGUGAGUUGGCUUCCAGGUCCAUCGUCCAAGUUGAAAUUAAUGUUGGUGGUUUCAGAUAUAGAGGAAAAUAUAGGAGCUGCAAACUUCAUGAUGUAGUAAGAGAACUAUGUUUGAAAUUGGGGAAAAGGGAGGAUUUUGGUGUACUGAGUUUGGAGUAUCAAAGUGGGAAACUUAGUACCUUACUGCGGCAAGCUUCCUCUCAUAUGAAAAUACGACAUUUGGCUAUCCACUUCAGAACAAGAGCAGUCGAAGUGGAACCUGACGAGCUUGGAGAAGAUACUAGCAAACAUUUAAGGUCUCUUCAAAUGUUCAAUCGCGGUAAUUUUGGUAAGUUUCCCCCGCCAAGCAUCGUUGAUUUUCAUAAAUUCAAAUUGCUCAAGGAUCUAGUUAUGGUGGGAUUCGCAUUUGCAGGAAGAAAGUUACCGAAAGGAAUCACUAAUCUUGUUCACCUUAAAUGUUUACGUUUAGAAAGUUGUGAAUUUGAUAAGCUACCGACGUCCAUAAGAAAUUUGGUAUACAUGGAUACCCUUGAUUUAAGUCUUUCGAAGAAUGUUGAAGUUCCAAAUGUUUUUAAGGAGUUGGUACGUUUAAAGCACUUGCUUCUUCCCUAUUAUGGGAAGGAAAAUAUUGGAAGUUAUAGAUUAACAUUGGACGAGGGAGUGGUUGAGUUGGAGAGUCUGGUGGGGUUGGAUAGUCGAGUGCAUGAAUUAAAAUGUCUGAACAAAAUGAAGAAUCUACGAAGAUUCUCAACAAGUAUACACGACAACAAAUGCUUGUCAGCCAUAAUCGACGCCAUUGCUAACAUGGACAAGUUAGUGUAUUGUUCAGUUGAAAUCACGGGGGAUUGUGAGUUAGAAACAAAUGAGGGAGUGUUGAACAAGGCAUUCACAUGUCCGAAUCUUCAUGACUUGUCAAUUAGAGUUAAGAUAGGGAAGGCGCUGAAUGCGAGAUUGAGGAUGAUCCAAUGGGGAUACUGGGGAAGCUUCCUUGCUUGA